AUGCGUACAGGUGAUAUUGUCUAUUACGACAAAGAUGGAUUCACUUUUAUUUGCGAUCGGCAAAAGGAACUCAUUAAGGUCAAUGGAAAGCAGGUGUCACCAUCUGAAAUUGAAGCCGUCCUACUAUCUAUCAGUGGAAUAACUGACUGCUGUGUGAUAGGUGUUCCCGACGAGAAGUAUGGAGAAGUACCGGUUGCAUAUGUGGUUUCAAAAACUGUUACAGAACCACAAAUUACAGCAUUCAUUAACGAACGAUUGGCGCCUUAUAAACGUCUCCGAGGAGGAGUCAAAUUCGUCGAUAGCAUUCCACGAACUUCUACGGGUAAAUUGCUCCGAAGGGAACUCAAAGAUCAACACAUGAAAUCAAUGCAAAUACGAUUGCGAAGUCGAGUUUGA
Cooperia oncophora is the source of this 396-nucleotide messenger RNA. Lineage: Eukaryota; Metazoa; Nematoda; Chromadorea; Rhabditida; Trichostrongylidae. The record is from the annotation of a GenBank genome assembly.